CUCCCUACUCCUCUGUAGGUGCACCUCGUCUUCAGCUCUGUGUAUGCACUUGUGUGUUCGUAGUGUGUGUUCUCUGCUUCGGGAUUGUGGCACUCCUGCGGGACUGAAUGGACAGUGUGCGCACUGACCCGCACUGCUGAGCCAAACAAGAAAAAAAAGAAGAAAAAGCGCACAGGCUGACUGGUCGGACUUGCGCUUGUUCUCUCACCCUGUUCUCUGGCUUCUGGGCUUGUUCAAGCACUCUGUCCUCUUGUCCUGUAUCUACAAUCGGAUCAUGGAGCUCCCGCCGGGGAUUUAUGCACUCACCCUUGCGCUCUUGUUUGGUUACGCUCAAUGCGCCCGCGAGCAAAUACCGACAGAAAAACUUCUCGUCCUCACCGUCGCCACACAAGAAACCGAUGGCUUUCUGCGCUUCAUGCAGUCUGCAAAUUAUUUCAAAUAUUCAGUAAAGGUGUUAGGGAUGGGUGAGGAAUGGAAAGGAGGAGACGUGGGACACUCUAUUGGUGGAGGACAGAAGGUCAGACUGCUUAAGGAAGCAAUGGAAGCUCUGGCUGUCCAAGAAGACCUGGUGAUCCUUUUUGUGGACAGCUAUGAUCUAAUUUUUGCCGGAGGGCCAGAAGAGAUCCUGAGAAAGUUCGAGCAGUUCAAUCAUAAGGUGGUGUUUGCUGCAGAGGGUGUGAUCUGGCCAGAUGCACAUUUGGCAGACAAGUACCCUUACGUCCGCAGUGGAAAACGCUUCCUCAACUCAGGAGGCUUUAUCGGAUUCGCCCCGUACAUCGAUAAGAUUGUCAAGCAGUGGCAGCUACACGACAUCGACGACGACCAGCUCUUUUACACGAAGAUCUAUGUGGAUCCGCUACAGAGGGAAAGUCUUAAUAUGACUCUGGACCACAAGUGCCAGAUAUUUCAGAAUCUAAACGGAGCAGUGGACGAAGUUUUGAUGAAGUUUGGAACCGAGAGAGUUCGGAUCAGAAACAUCAUCCACGACAGUCUUCCUGUGGUCAUCCAUGGCAACAUAAACACCAAAAUUUAUUUGAACUACUUGGCUAAUUAUGUCCCAAAUGCCUGGAGCUACGAACAAGGCUGUACCAUCUGUGACCAAGACAUAUUGGAUUUGUCUCAACUCACCGAAUAUCCAAGAGUACAGAUCGGAGUGUUUAUCGAACAGCCCACCCCGUUUCUUCCCGAGUUCUUGCAGCGGCUCUUGACUCUGGAUUAUCCCAAAGAUAAACUGGAUAUCUUCAUUCAUAACAGUGAGGUUUACCAUGAGAAGCACUUACAGCCGUUCUGGGAGGAGAACAAAAAUGUCUUCCAUAGUAUUAAGGUUGUUGGUCCUGAGGAGAUCUUGAGCCAAGCAGAAGCAAGGAACCUGGGAAUGGACUUGUGUCGAAGAGAUCCUGAGUGUGAUUACUAUUUCAGCAUCGACACCGACGUCAUGCUCACAAACCGACAGACUUUGAAGCUGCUCAUGGAACAAAACAGAAAAAUAAUUGGCCCUCUUGUCACUCGUCACGGAAAACUGUGGUCCAACUUCUGGGGAGCGCUGAGCUUGGAUGGCUAUUACGCCCGCUCCGAGGACUACGUCGACAUUGUGCAGGGGAAGCGAGUCGGCGUGUGGAACAUUCCGUACAUGGCCCAUGUUUACCUCAUCAGAGGCGAGACUUUAAGGAAUGAGCUGAAGGAGAGGAACGUUUUCGUCCUGGAGAAGCUCGAUCCUGACAUGGCUUUGUGUAGAAACGCCAGGGAGUUGACAAUACACAGAGAAAAAGACUCUCCUUCUCCGGAAUCAUUCCAUAUGCUCAGAUCCCCAAAGGGAGUUUUCAUGUACGUUACAAACCGUCACGAGUUUGGAAGGCUCAUUUCUACGGCCAACUACAACACGUCCCACUUCAACAACGAUUUAUGGCAAAUAUUUGAGAACCCGAUGGACUGGAGAGAGAAAUAUGUUCAUCCAAACUACACCCAGAUCUUCACAGAUAAUCAUCUGGAACAGCCAUGUCCAGAUGUGUUUUGGUUCCCUGUGCUCUCUGAGCAAGCUUGUGAUGAGCUGGUUGAAGAGAUGGAGAAUUUCGGCACGUGGUCUGGUGGAAAAUAUGAGGACAAGCGUAUUGCUGGAGGAUACGAGAGCGUCCCCACCGACGACAUCCACAUGCGACAGAUCGGCUAUGAGAAAGAGUGGCUGCACUUUAUCCAAGAGUUCAUCUCACCCGUCACGCUCAAGGUCUUCUCGGGAUAUUACACCAAGGGCUACGCUAUCAUGAACUUUGUAGUGAAAUACACUCCAAACAGACAGGCGUAUCUGAGGCCUCAUCACGACUCCUCCACCUUCACCAUCAACAUUGCGCUCAACCAUAAAGGCCAAGAUUUCCAGGGUGGAGGCUGCAGGUUCCACAGAUAUAACUGCUCCAUAGAGUCUCCAAGGAAAGGCUGGAGUUUCAUGCACCCAGGCAGACUAACACAUCUUCAUGAAGGACUUCCCACAACCAACGGCACGCGCUACAUCGCAGUGUCAUUCAUCGACCCUUAACUUUCUCUUCUGAGGGACGGGUUUUAGAUUCUGUUUAUUUUGUUGCCUUUUUGUUCUUAGUGUAGGAAGAUUGCGUGUCUCAAAAAUGAAUUUGGACGGUUUCGGAUACACAUACACAUUUUUUUUUGUGAGAAAGUAGUGUUUAUAAUAGAAAAAUAACGGGAAAUGAUCAAUUUCAUCCCUUUAUUAUCAAAUGAUCAGCGAUUUUUUUUUUAAGAAUUUUUAUCUUUUUUUAUCUGAUUCUUCAGGAGACAAAACACCUGCUGAUGUAGUUGAUACGGUGCUGUUUUUAUUAUUAUUGUUUUUUUAAUUAAUCUCCACCUCAGAGAAAUAUAUUUUUUAUUUUUUAUCUGCAAAUAUAUAUAUAAAAAAAAAAAAACAAGCAGAGAAAUGACUACCAGAUUUGAUUAGAAUUCCGGUUGAACUAAAGUUUGAAAAAUUAAGUAGAUUUUUACUUGAAGUGUGAAGUUUCCUGGAUGCAGCAUGAGCUUAGUUUGAAUUAAAUUAUAUUCAUGGAUGAUAAACACCAUUGAAAAUGUUUGGUCCUGGACUAGGACUAAGCUUAGUACUGUAUGUACCCAGACACUGGCCUACAACACGGUACUGUAAACCCCGAGUCAAGAGAUGUCCGUCACUUCCUCAGUUCCUGAAUCAAACGUUUUGGAGAUGUCAGAUAUAUAUUUUACUUUCACUGAAAGUUGUUGCAUUUUGACUGAACUUUGAGCCUCAGCCACAUCCGUUUUAAAUUAUUUUGAAAGAAAAAAUGUUUAAAAAAAAAUGUAAUAAAUGAAGACAUUCUUUAAAAAGAAAA
Messenger RNA from Tachysurus vachellii, 3338 nucleotides. It is a transcript of the gene plod2, whose product is annotated as procollagen-lysine, 2-oxoglutarate 5-dioxygenase 2. NCBI's taxonomy places the organism in Eukaryota, Metazoa, Chordata, Actinopteri, Siluriformes, Bagridae. Gene Ontology annotation, cellular component: endoplasmic reticulum. Gene Ontology annotation, molecular function: iron ion binding; L-ascorbic acid binding; procollagen-lysine 5-dioxygenase activity. The record is from RefSeq and is a predicted model, not a curated record. The coding region runs from base 275 to 2527 and encodes 750 amino acids. The transcript is spliced from 20 exons. Gene Ontology annotation, biological process: peptidyl-lysine hydroxylation.